Bactrocera latifrons is the source of this 3977-nucleotide messenger RNA. RefSeq names its product serine/threonine-protein phosphatase 2B catalytic subunit 2. Gene Ontology annotation, cellular component: calcineurin complex; cytoplasm. Gene Ontology annotation, biological process: calcineurin-mediated signaling. Bases 617 to 2299 code for a protein of 560 amino acids. Gene Ontology annotation, molecular function: calmodulin-dependent protein phosphatase activity; calmodulin binding. NCBI's taxonomy places the organism in Eukaryota, Metazoa, Arthropoda, Insecta, Diptera, Tephritidae. The record is from RefSeq and is a predicted model, not a curated record. The transcript has a single exon.
UCAAAUAGAAGAGAUGAAAAUUUUUUCACCAUUUAGGACUUGAGCAAAUUAGCACAAAAGUUGUUAAAAAUCGUUGAGAAAAUUGUAUAAAAUAGUGAAGUUUAAACACAAACAAUGCAAAGAUGAAUUUUUCAUAAAAGUUCGAGAAACUAACGUAGCCAGUGGAAAAGAAAUUUUUUUUGCAGAAACUGGCAGUGGGCAGAGUGCAAGAAAACGAUAGGUAAAAAAAAAAUAAGGCAAAGAGCAAUAGUAGUGCAGUGGCGAGCAGCAGUCAAAAAGGCAAAACAGGUACAAGGCAAGCAAGUAGUAAAAAAGGGAGACAGUGCAAGAAAACAGUGAUUGAAAAGAGACCUAGAAAAGGAGUAUACGUACAGAAACGAAAAGAGGAAUAUCAAUAAAACAGUGCGAAAAAAAAUGAAACAUCACUAAAUACGGAAAAAAUCAAAAUUACGCAGACACGUAGUAAAUUGUAUCACAAACAAAUUCGCACACCAUAUUAUAUGAAAAAUUUCAGAGGUAAUACCUCUAUAUAGUGGUGUAGUGAUCAAGAUAAGUGCUCGAAAUCUGAGCAAUUUAUUUUUAGGCUCAUAAGUAAAAACAAUUCUAUAAGAAAAAAAUGUCUUCGAAUAAUCAAUCAUCCGCCGCGCAGGGUGUAAACCCCAGUUCAAAUACUGCAAAUGCAGCUAGUGGGGCAACAAGUGCGGUUUCAGAUCAACGCAAUGCUCCAACAGACUCUCCAUCUGCUGCUGGCGGCGGUACCACUACAACGACUGCUGGUGGACCAGCAGAUAGUCCAACUAGAGUUGCAAAAACACCUGCUGUUAAUACAAAGGAACGUGUAAUUGAUAAUGUUCCAUUUCCACCCAGCCAUAAGUUAACUAUGGCCGAAGUGUUUGAUCUGAGAACUGGCAAACCUAAUCAUGACAUAUUAAAGCAGCAUUUCAUUCUUGAAGGUCGCAUAGAGGAGGCACCUGCAUUACGAAUUAUUCAAGAGGGGGCUGCUUUAUUGCGGCAAGAAAAAACUAUGAUAGACAUCGAGGCGCCAGUGACCGUAUGCGGUGAUAUACAUGGACAGUUUUAUGACCUCAUGAAAUUAUUUGAGGUAGGAGGGUCACCAGCCUCUACUAAAUACCUCUUCCUGGGCGAUUAUGUGGAUCGAGGUUACUUUAGUAUUGAGUGUGUUUUGUAUUUGUGGUCAUUGAAAAUCACAUACCCGAAUACAUUAUUCUUACUGCGUGGCAAUCACGAAUGCCGGCAUUUAACAGAGUACUUCACUUUCAAACAAGAAUGUAAGAUUAAAUAUUCGGAACGUGUUUAUGAUGCAUGCAUGGAUGCUUUCGAUUGUUUACCUCUAGCGGCUUUAAUGAAUCAACAAUUUCUGUGUGUCCAUGGCGGUUUGUCACCGGAAAUACAUGAAUUGGAAGAUAUACGUCGUUUGGAUAGAUUUAAGGAGCCACCAGCAUUCGGACCAAUGUGCGAUUUGUUGUGGUCAGAUCCUUUGGAGGAUUUCGGUAACGAGAAAAAUUCAGACUUUUACUCACACAACUCCGUGCGCGGCUGUUCGUAUUUCUACAGUUAUGCAGCAUGCUGUGACUUUUUGCAAAAUAACAAUCUUUUAUCAAUUAUACGUGCACACGAGGCGCAGGACGCCGGCUAUCGCAUGUAUCGCAAAAGUCAAACCACUGGAUUCCCAUCGCUAAUUACCAUCUUCUCGGCACCGAAUUAUUUGGAUGUGUACAACAACAAAGCGGCGGUGUUGAAAUAUGAAAAUAAUGUAAUGAACAUCAGACAGUUCAACUGUUCUCCACAUCCUUACUGGCUUCCCAAUUUCAUGGACGUAUUUACUUGGUCGUUGCCGUUUGUAGGCGAGAAAGUGACUGAGAUGCUGGUGAAUGUAUUGAAUAUUUGCUCGGACGAUGAACUCAUGACCGAGGAGAGUGAAGAGCCCUUGUCCGAUGACGAAGCGGCGUUACGCAAGGAAGUCAUUCGAAAUAAGAUACGUGCCAUCGGUAAAAUGGCACGUGUAUUCUCAGUGUUGCGUGAAGAAUCUGAAUCUGUACUGCAAUUGAAGGGACUCACACCAACGGGUGCACUGCCUUUGGGCGCACUAUCUGGUGGCAAGCAAUCGUUGAAGAAUGCGAUGCAAGGCUUCUCGCCCAAUCACAAGAUCACUUCGUUUGCCGAAGCGAAGGGUCUGGAUGCAGUGAACGAGCGCAUGCCGCCGCGGAGAGAUCAACCGCCAACACCCAGUGAAGAGCAUAUAAAUAGUCAGGGAGGCACAACUGCGCAUAAUGGGUAAUUAGACUAAAAUGUGUAAGUUAUGAAUAUUUCAUAUACAAUAGAAAAUGAUAUAUGUAUGUGAGAGACAUGUAGAGGGAUGCAUAAAACUUUGAAAGUGUAAUACCUACAUACGUUCAAAAUGUGCAAUGCAAUUAAAUUAUGCAAAAUGUUAAAUACCAUUUAUUAAUUCAUUCAAGUUUAAAGUUGAUGAAAGAAAUUACAUAUAAAAUAAACAAUAAAGCAUUAUUUAAGCCAAGCACCUAUUGCAAGUUACAACUUUUGUUGUUCUAAAAUAUUGAAAAAACAAAUUGCAAGAAAAAAUAUGCCAGUCAUUACUGUUUUUAUAAUACUAUUCUUUAGUUAUGGACUACAUUUUAAUGUAAACAUACACUUACUUUAAUAAGCGACGUUAAAAAUAUAUAAAAAAUAUUAAGGACCCUGUAAAAAUUUCUUGAGUUUUAUUUAUUAAAAUGGCAUUCCAUUUUGGUACUCCAUCCACAUUUUUUAACUUGUACUGAAAAAAUAUUUUUUUUACAAAAUAUAAAACCAGUGAUGCUUCUUGAAACUUGCUGCUACAAUAUUAUCUUACCUACCAUUCACUUGAUAUACUUUUGAAUUUGGAAACCCACCAAAUAUCUGACUGGCUCAUUUUGGUGUGAAACCCAUAGAAACAUAUGCAGUCUGUAUUUUAACUUUUUACAGCAUGAUUAAAUCAGUCAAGCUAUUAUGUUCUGGUGUCAUCAUUAACUACAACAUUAUUUAUAAUGAAUUCUAUAAACGGUAUGUUGGUACUAAAACACUUUUCCAACGACCCAUAGGAAAGAAAGAAGGGUGCAAAGUUGGUGAAAGUUUUUAAAUACAUAUAAAUUGCACACAUGGGGAAAAUUUGUUAACUUAGAUAAAGACAUAAAAAAAAAAAAAAAAUAGAAAAUUAUGAUGAAUAUCUUAUUGUAUUGAGCAAGUACAAGUUCUUUAAGAGAUAUAUGUGCUGUUAACUUUUAAAUGAAGGGAACAGGGCAUAUUAAAAACCAGUGACAUUUUUAUCGUUUGUUAAAUAUUCACCAAGUUCAUUCCGAACAUUAAGGAAGUGAAUUUGCGUUUAGAUUCGAAGUGGAACGUUUUAAUAACAAUUAAAUAUUUAUUUAUUAUGUUUACAAACCACUUAGCAACAUAAAAUUAUAUACAUAUAUAUGUUAAAAAAAAUCAAAGUGGGCAAAGCAAAAGCUUAGUGUAAACUAAAUAAAUUAUGUAUUAUGUUCAGUAAAACGACAAAACUGUGAAUGGCAUAAUUGAAUGACCGAAAAGUUGGCAAAGCAAACUGCUUGUUGUUGGAAUAUUUAUGGUGUUAAAUCAUAACGUUGCUGAUGGCGAAACAAACUAAGUCAGUUUUACAAUCAUUUUCCCCCGACUUAUAAUUAAGGAAAAUAAUGCGAUGUAUAUUUUCAGAAAAUGCUCGUAAAUUUUUGCUUUCAUAACUUCAAAUUUGUAUUUUUAAGUAAAACUUCGACAACUUGCGCUAUCGGCAACAAAUGUCACCUCUGUAUGUAUGAAUAUUUCAAUGAAAUGUGUACGGCGAGCGAAUGACAAAUGCACAUAACAUAUGUUAUAAUCAAUGCAUAAUGACAAUGCAAACAUAUACAUAUACUCGCAAAAGAAAAACAACAAACAAACAAAAAAAAAAAAAAAAAGAAAGAAAA